Dreissena polymorpha is the source of this 9535-nucleotide messenger RNA. RefSeq lists its product as uncharacterized. The transcript is spliced from 2 exons. Bases 789 to 3521 code for a protein of 910 amino acids. Lineage: Eukaryota; Metazoa; Mollusca; Bivalvia; Myida; Dreissenidae. The record is from RefSeq and is a predicted model, not a curated record.
AAAGGUUAUAGUUAAAAAACUUCGUAAAAAAAUAAUUUCAAUUUACUCACACUCUAUGAACAGAUCUUCCGUGAUUACAUCGUUGUGGAAUUGCCUGCGGUAAAAAUAAUGAAUCAUGGCCUAUUCUUAAAAAAACUGCGGUUUCCCUAGUAAAUGGAAACUUUGAAAACUGCGCCAUUGACACUUCCUGUUUACUUUCUACUUAGUAACUUGAUGAGCGUCUUAUUUCGGCAUAAAAGGUUGAACUUUUUUGGGUUUGAAUAAACUCGAAGAAAAUAUGAAUCAUAUAUUGCUCCUUAAACUCUCUAGAACACAUAGAUUACAUUAUGGCUGAAUGAUUCACAAAUAUCAUACAUUCACAGUUCUAUCUAUCUAUACUGUCUAACUCCCCGUGCGGGUAUUUUUGACAGGUAUUGACUUAAUGUGACUGUUGUUUGUAAGGAUUGAGAGUUAAUGUAACCACCAAAAGAUGCAAUAUAAACCAGGAAGAACUACUGACAUGAUUUCGUCAUCAUGUGUUAUAUUUGAUAACAAUGAAAUAUAAACCAGGAAGAACUACUGACAUGAUUUCGUCAUCAUCCAUCAUGUGUUAUGUUUGGUGACAAAUGUUUUUUUUAUACCAAAUACUUUGGACUUGACACAUAAAGACAUUACUUAAUAAACAUAAGAAAAUGAUGUAUUUAUCAUUAAUGAAAAUAAUAAAGUGUGGUAUAAGACUUAAUCAAUUACAAGUUUAUUUGACAGUGAUAUAUUAAUUGAUAUCAAUGUCAAUUGAAUAAACCAUUUGUAUGCAGUGCCUAGUGAAGAAUGAACAACUGACAAUGUUUGUGUAUUUGAGGAAUGAAGGACAGAUUGUUAGAGUUCCUAGUGUCACUUUAAAGGAUUGCCAUAGACCAAGUAUUGGCACCUACAAUGAGGAAAGGAUAGAGCCUGCCCUCUGGUACAAGGUUCUGAUUCUUGACUCGAUCUACAUAGACUGUGAUAACAGGGUCAUAUACUGGAACUGCCAUAGAAAGGAGGAAUUCAUUACGAUGCACGCCUCGCCAUUGUUUGACCUAACACCAGGAAAGCUUUCAACAUACUAUCAUGAUAAAGAAAAAAUAUUCCGCGAUGGGCAGCUGUAUGACUUUGAUCCAAACGUGGACGAGAUGUUUGAAACAAGCAGGAACAUAAGCAGAGAUUUAAAUCCAGACUUGAUAGACAAGGAAGGGAACAGAAAGUGCUAUGAAGAGUUGUUAAAGUUACUACAUGUUUUUGUUUUACCAGAAGUCUGUUUUUACCCAAAGGACAGGACUGUAGUUGAAAGUGUUUUAGCUGAAAUUGAAAAAGUACAUGAAAAAAUUGAAGAAGACAUUGAGUAUAAAGGCCGAAUGAAAAAGAAUACAGAAAAUUCAUUAAGGAAGUUAAGGAAUAAAAUUCUGCAGACUGAAGACUUCUCUAGUCAAAGAUAUGUUGCAUCACUUCAGGACAGUUUUCUCAAAGUCUUUCUCCAACAUUUGGACAAAGAGUUGAGGACAUUAAAUGAAUCGUUACUUCAGAAUGAGAGAGAAAUUAAACUGUACAGAGAUUCAGAAAUAAAGAAAGAUUCAUCAAAAUUAGAACAGGUGAGAACUGAGCGUGAUGGCAUAUUGGAAUCAAUCACCAAGGCCACAAUAGCAAGAGAGGAGAUCAAGAAUGUUGUUUUGAGAAGUCAUGUGAAAAAAAGGUUUUCACGUACCAUAACAAAGCCGUCAGAUCUUCAUGAGUUAUAUGUGGAAGUGAGUAAAAGAGUUGAUGUUUUGAGUGGGGAGAUAAAAGAAAAGAUUUAUGCAAAAAUCAAAGUUUCUAGUGUUAGAGAAGCAGUGUUGUUGACCAUGAAAGAAAUAGACACUGAUGGCCGGUCGUUUGGUUUUAAUAGGAAAAAAGGUACAUUUGAAACGGAAACUGACCUAUUUGACCCAAACAAACUGCCUGAAGACUGGGCUACACUUAAUGAUAAGGUCAAAACCUAUCUCAUUGUUAAACCAAUUGGCUAUCGCACUAAGUAUGAAAAGUUUUGUGAACGAGUUAAAAACCAAUGUCAGCGUUUGAUUGAGGACACAAAAUUAUUUACUGGAAUGUCCGACUUGGUUGAACCUUUAUCCCCUGAAACGGAAGAUUUUAUUAGUAUUAUUGGUGACAAAAGUGUGAGAAGGCCAUCGAAAAUGGCUCCAAACUGUCCACCUGGUACGGUACAUGGAGUGCUGAAAAGGGAACGCAGUUUUUCAACAAGAUGGUCCAUGGGUAGCAUAUCAAGGGCUGACUGCGAAAGGAUUUGUAAAGAUGUUACCAAGCACAUUGAGGAGAUGGCCUAUGAUCUAGCUCUCGAAAUUCAAGGUAACCAGUGUCAGCACCUACAACAAAACUUUGUGAACAAAGUAUACAUUUGCUAUGAACAGCAUGUGGCAGAAGAAUUGAUGCCAAUUCUGUGUGAUUUGUAUGAACAGAGCUACAGAGCUCAAUGCUUUAGUCUCUCAGAAUGGCUGAAAAGAUAUUCAGCUUCUGAUGUAGGAUAUGGCGAGGAGACAUUUAGAAAAUUGUUGGAGAAUCCGUUGGACCAUAGUCUAACACGACCGAGAAGUAUGUAUGUAAAUAACCUUAUUGUGGGUGAUAAACAUGACAGAACAAAAGCAAGAGCAACCACUGGCUAUGUCAGUAUGACUAGUGUGCCAAUUGAUCAGCUAUACAGUCAGUCUGAUGGGCAAGACGACUCUAUGCCCAUGUCUUUUAUCGGAGCAUUGGCAUUGGGUCUUGAAGAAUAUCUCAAAAUGGACCUCGAUUGUAAAGAUCAUUUACCCAAUCCCAGUGCAAGCAUACCUCCAUCAGCUUUUAGUCAGGAGAAUCAGCAUGAUAGUGUCUUUGAAGAUGAAAUGGUAAGCCACUCUGCUGAAGAUUCAAACACUGAUUAUCAGCUUCAGGAAGUCAGUGAAUAUAAAGUGAUUGCUCCUCACGAAACAACUGUCAAUCAGACCCAAUCUGAAGCAAUUGCAAAUGGUGCAGGUGAUCCAGUCUGCGUGGUUGUGGUAGAUGAAACCAUUUACAAGAGGGACCAUGGAACAGAUGAUUCUGAAGAAGUUAUUAUGCGGAAACAUGAUCAAGCUGUUCCGGAAGUAAGUGUUCUGCAAACAUUACGAAGUAGGUUUUACCAAAUGUUUGACAAGUUUUAUACAAUAAUUGAAGAGGAGAACGCAGCUAAUACUCUGUUCAGCAAAUUACGGAACGUAACCAGAGCAAUCAAAUUCAUAGAAGAGCAGAUUUCUAAACACCAGACUAAGAGGGCAGAUCUUUGUGCUGAUGACUUGCUAGAUGUUCUUCUUCUCCUUUUGCGUAAGCUUGAACCUGAAAAGUUUCUGCAGUUUUAUGCGCACCUGAAUUUGCUCAUUCAUCUCAGUCCCCAGUUCAUGCAGGGUAACGCCCACGACUAUUCUCUCGUAACCAUCAGCGUUGCUUAUCAGCACCUCUUUGAACAGCAGCUGCUGCAUAAGAAUUCAGUUUGUGUAUAGUUGUUCCGUAUGUUAUACCCUAAGAAUUCAGGAUGUGCAUAGUGGUACAGUAUGCGAUACCCUGCAUUUAAAAAUACAAGCAUUCAGGAUGUGCAUACUGGAACUGUACAUGUAUGUGAUAUGCUGCAUGAGAAUUUAGUGUGUGUAUUGUGGUACCGUAUGUAAUACGCUGCAUACAAAUUUAGUAUUUGUAUAGUUUUACCGUAUGUAAUACGCUGCAUACAAAUUUAGUAUUUGUAAAGUUUUACCGUAUGUAAUACGCUGCAGGAAAAUUCAGUAUGUCAUUGUGUAUACAUGUAGUUGAACCAUAAUUAUGUGAUUGCUGCAUGAGAAUUCCGUAUUUGUAUAGUUGUACUUUAUGUGAUCCUCAGUGAUUUUUUCAAAUUCUUGUGAUUGGGGUGUAUUUUGACAUAACAUUUACCAGGUACCAACUUUCCCUUUACUUAAACAGCUCCAUGUUUUUGGUAAAAUUGUAUUUCUCUGUUUUAUUUUCCCCUUUAACUUGAUUUUCAAUAGUUCAAUCUGUAUUCACACAUGACUUGAUAGUUGUUCAAAGAGUAUUUAUCACUUACAAUAUACCUUGUUUCCCAUUUGAUACAACAAUUACAAUUUAAGAAAGUGACUUUUAUGGGCUACAUUUUCUUUGAUGGACCAAUCACGCAUUAUUUUGAUAAGAGGGUAUCACAUCAGUUUACAGCUAGCUAUAAAAAUUUAAAACCACAUACAAAUAAAGUUUAUAUGUCAUUUAACAAGUGAUAAAAAAUUAUGUUACCAAAACUUUUUGUGAAAAAAACUUUCACUUGUAUAUUUUUAUGCCCCCCUUCGAAGGAGAGGGGGUAUAUUGUUUUGCACAUGUCGGUCGCUCCAUCCACCAGAUGGUUUCCGGAUGAUAACUCAAGAACGCUUAGGCCUAGGAUCAUGAAACUUCAUAGGUACAUUGAUCAUGACUGGCAGAUGACCCCUAUUGAUUUUCAGGACACUACAUGUAGGUCAAAGGUCACAGUGACUCAAAAUAGUAAAAUGGUUUCCGGAUGAUAACUCAAGAAUGUUUACGCCUAGGAACAUGAAACUUAUAGGUACAUUGAUCAUGACCAGCAGAUGACCCCUAUUGAUUUUCAGGUUAUUAGGUCAAAGGUCAAGGUCACAAUGACUCGAAACAGUAAAAUAGAUUCCGGAUGAUAACUCAAGAAUGCUUAUGGCUAGGAUCAUGAAACUUCAUAGGUACAUUGAUCAUGACUGGCAAAUGACCCCUAUAAAUUUUCAGGUCACUAGGUCAAAGGUCAAGGUCACAGUGACUCAAAACAGUAAAAUGGUUUCCUGAAGAUAACUCAAGAAUAAUUAGGCCUAGGAUCAUGAAACUUCAUAGGUACAUUGAUCAUGACUGGCAGAUGACCCCUAUUGAUUUUCAGGUCACUAGGUUAAAGGUCAAGGUCACAGUGACACAAAACGUAUUCACACAAUGGCUGCCACUACAACAGACAGCCCAUAUGGGGGGCAUGCAUGUUUUACAAACAGCCCUUGUUAAAAGUUACAUUUAUGAUUAUAUUAAAUUCUCAUCAUGUUUACAUGUAUGUUAAUUACUAAUCACGGCCAAACAUCAUAAAAUAUGAAGACAUGGUACAUGGCAAGCAAGUUUCAAUUUGCUCAUUUUUGACUACUGAAAAAAAUAGCCUUGCAUCAUUUUGACACAUUUUGUUUUGCACAAUCCAAUUUGAAAAAAAAAACAGAAAUGGUCAUUUAUGGAAAUAGUAAAGCGUUUGUCAAUCUUUUAUUCAUUAUUAUGAUAAAUAAGCUAUUACAAAACCAUAAACUUGCAUGAAGUUACUUCAGUAUUUUCACCAAUAUCAUUUUUAUUUUGACCCCUCAUUAUUUUGAGACCUUGGGUCAUUUUGACUCUUGAUUUUCAAAACCUACUGAAAUCUCUGCAUGUAUUUUGGUAUUUUAUAACAACCUUAAUGUUUUUACAACAUCAAACAAAUUUUUUAGGGCAUUGUAAUAUAUGUAUACUUGAAUUUUUAUGUCAAGUUCGAUGCAUUAGCAUUCAUUUUAUGAAAGAACUUUUGUUCUUUAAAGGGACUUGUUCACAGUUGAGCAACAUUACAAUUGUCAAAAAGAUUGUCAUGGAUUUAGAACAAAUGUAUGUUUUAUAUUUGAACAAGCAAAUUAACAACUCCUGACUAUAAAAAAAUGUUUGUCAUAUUUGUUCAUUAAGUGAUUAUCACCAAUCCAAAUUGGAAAAAUAAUACAGCAUUUGUAUUAAACGCUUUUAGCAAUAAAUUAGCAAAAACAAUUGUAUUGCCUACACAGCGUUUCAAGUACUGCCCCUUUCAAAAGUCUGCAUCGUGGUGGUGGUAGCGGAUAGGCUUUUGCUUCUAGAGGUCCCUGUUUAAACCCUAGGAUAGGCACAUUUUUAUACUUAAUCUUUUUCCUUGGUAUAAUAAUUUAUUAAAAACCAUCCCAAAUAUAAAUGUUUGCUAAGAAAAUUCAUUGAAUGACAAAAUAUGAGAAUCUGUGAAUAUGUCCCUUUAAAUUGAUCAAAUAAAUUAUUGUUUCAAUGGUGCAUUAUUGAUUAUUGGUGCAAUAUUUAGUCUUAUACAGGAACAAAUAUUGUGUAUUUUACUGAUGUUCAUUAGAUUUAGAUGCAGGUUUGUUGUUACUUUAAGUAAUUUCUUUGUUACGCUCAUUUGAUUUAUGGCUAGGCUUUAACCCAUUUAUGCCUAGUGUCUAGAAAAAAAUAAACGACCUUGGCAAACAGCAUAGACCCAGAUGAGACACCGCAUGAUGCGGCGUCUCAUCAGGGUCUGCGCUGUUUUCUUAAAAGAAUUUCUGUAAAAAAUGUCUAAAGAAAGAAAUAAAUAUUAUAGACAUUCCUAAUUUUGGAAAUCAAUUGAUCCAAUUAAGAAGGAUGGGAGAGUCCACUAGGCAUAAAUGGAUUAAAAUAGGUUUGUUUCAGGCUCUAGACCUAAAAAAGAAUGAGACCCUGAAGAUUGCUUUAAGAUGCCAGCAGGUCACAAAAAUACAGCUCCCGCUUAAGAAAAUUUGCAGCAAGUAAAGUGGAGAUGAAGAGCGAAUAUUUAUAACAAAUAAACGCUGAUCACUUUCUUGUUGAUAUCGCUGGAAAGUGAGCAGCAUUUAAACAAUAAAUACAAGUAGAAAAAGGUAUAAAACCCUGAAAAAUAUCGGCAUGGAUGUUGCCAUCUUGUUUGUCACAUGAUAACCCCCCUUUUAUAAUAAAAGUUUAUAUAUUUCAUUACCAUCAAUUUAAGUUGUACCAAACACUUAAAUGCCCAAUGAUUCACACAUAUCUGAAUUGUGUGCCCUUGACGAUAGAUGACCCAGCUGUAUGGAUAGAUAUAGUGAUGUAUCAACUUCAGACAUAUGUUUCAGUAAUUUAAAUGCUUAACCUUUACCACUAAGAUAUUCCCUUUGACAUGUUUGUAGCCCCUUUAAAGAUCAAAUUUAAGUUCAGACCUUUCACACUUUAGUCACAUCUCUUCUGAGCGAGAUAUGACGUCUCCAAGUUUCCCUUUAAAGGUACACGUUCAAAUAUUGGCACAUUGAUGCUUUUAAAGGUUUUUUCUUUAUAAGUAACCAUGAUAACUGCUGUCAGAAUAUCCUCCUGUUCUGCAUAAUUAUACCCCCAUUACCAUUGGUAAUGGGGGCUAUAUAGGAGUCACUUUGUCGGUCGGUCUGGCGGUCUGUCUGUCUCGAAAUUUCAUCUGAUCUUCACCAAACUUGGUCACAAGUUGUAUCUAGUUUUGACUGUUGUUUUUGAUCAACAAUCUUUGCUUACUACUAUUUCACAAAUGUUCUGCCAUUACAUCUUAAGUUUAAAACCUAUAUAUGAUGCAUUUUGGAUUAUUUUAUAAUGGGAUGAUGAACAUGUUAAAAUAUAUAUAAUAUAAUAUUAUAUUUUUAAAGUGUUACUUACUGAUCAAACUUGUACCUUACCUUUUCUGUUCGCAAAUACUUUUACAAAUAAAUUGAAUGUUAUGAAUUAUAAAUUUUAGACUGUAUUUUAAACUUAAGACCUAAAGAGAUUACCUUGGUGACAGAUAAAUAAUAAUAAAUAUUUAAAUAAUAAUAAAUUUAUUUAUAAAUUUUUGUAUACAGUUGUAUUAUAAUACAUUUCCUUUGAAGACUGGUUAUUUUUUAAUGACGUAAUUCAGAAUUAUGUAUAAUUUUGUGACAAAUACUUACUAUUGUAUAAUGUUGUAUUUCUUUUUGAACAAAAGAUUAAUGAGGAGUGGUGUCAUGCUUAAAAACCAUAACCGUUCACUUUCUUAAAUAAGAGUUAUUACUCUUUGUUAUUUUUGUAUGAUUGAACUUUUCAGAGCUAUAAUAUCAGAUAAGAUAUAACAUUUUGAUUAUUAUUAAACCAUUCAAAUAAAAUGUCUACAAUGAGGAAUACAUUAAUUACAAUUUUAUAAAAGAUUUAUAAAUUAUCAUAUGUCAAAAUAAAUAUAAAAAAAUAAUAAUAAAAGGGCAGGGCGGGACUUCAGAAGGGCAAGGCUGGGCUUUGGAAGGGCAGGGCGGGGCGCCCUUCCAUGUAGGCCUAGCUGGAGCACCGAUUGUGUCCUAUAUGCAUACUCUAUUUGUGCAGCUGUUGGUAUUUAUUUUCCAAGAUUAAUGACAGCAUAAUAGUUAGUUAAUAUUUUAACACGAUUCCAGUAAUAGAACUAAUUGAGGUAUCUGGGCAGCGCUAAAUUUAGACUGAAUCAUCAGAAAAUGGGUCUCAUGCCAUAUGCCACUAGUGUAGCUCCCUGCCUGCACAUGCAUUUAUUAGCCACGAAACCUUGCACAACAUCAUAGCUGACAGAAUAGCUCCCUACCAGACUAUGUGAUUGGGCAAGCUUGUCUUGAGCUUUGCUGGUCCAUAUGGCAGAAGACCCAUUUUGCAUGACGCCACUCAAAUAUUCAUGCAUACAGGUCACUGUCAUAUGUGGUUGAGUGCUUUAGUCCCUAUGAAAUAUACGUUUCCACAUAAACAUUUUAAAGAUGAUCUUUUUAUGAAAUCUUCAUUUGCUCAGGUUUGAUUUUACAAGAGUGAUAGUUAUGCGUGUUAUCUUGGAGUGUUAUCUUGCCAAAUGUGAUGUUUGUACAUGUACAUGUAUUGUGUGUUCUUUUAAAUUGUAAUAUCUGAAAUCGAAAGUGCUUUUGCUACCUUUUAACUGUUGAAAUAAUAGUUUUUACUGAUUCACUAACAGAAACAUGUACUAAAAUGAAGACAACAAUUGUUAUACAAAAUUGCAGUUUAUCUUAAAAAAGUCUUAUAUGUACAUUGGUUCAUAUAUAUAUGGCUUGUAUUCUGUAAACAGUACAUUAGUGUCGCUAUAUUUGAAACAUUUUUCUGAUAAAAACUCUAUAAAAGUUUAUGCAAUCAUAAAUCUUUUCAUACAUUUUAUAAAACAUCAAUCUGUAUUAUGGUCACUUGUGGAAUGCUUACAGAUUAUAUUUUAACACUGCUUUUUGCAUAAGGUAUAUGAAAAAUUCACAGGAAUCAAGAUGCCCAUUUUUGCAUGUUCAACUGUGAGACUCUGGGAUCAGCAUAAAAGUAUUGUAAAGAUGUAUUGUUUACAAAAAAAAAACACUAUUGGCCAGUAUUGAGGGACAUGUGAGCUUGUUGAAUAGAAAAUGACUCAUCACUCUGCUAUUCCUCUUUUAAGUUGAUUUUCACAAAUUAGUAUUUUCAGUAAUAUACGUAUAUGUCAAACACGUUUUAUGUAUGGUAAUAUAACAUUUUAUAAUGAACAAUAGGACUUUGUAUGAUGAACAAGUGACAUGUUGUCAUGCUCAUGAUAAGUUAAGUUGUGAAGAAGUUAAACGGAUUCAUGCGUGUGUGUAUUUUUUUAUGAAAUGAUACAUAUAUGUUUAUGUAUUAAUUUAAAAUCCACCGAAAACUGAGUGUUAUUUUUGUUCUGUUAUAUUUUUUGCACACAUUGUUGGCAUUUUAUACUAGAUGUUUGUUUUAUAUACCCAAAUACCCAAAUAUUGUUUAUUAAAUAUUUGAUUUA